UGAACAUCUCAGACAAAAUCCAACGUCCCAUAUCCCCUUCUGCGCUAAAUAUAACCUUCCUUUCGCUUCACCCGCAUAAACCCCCUUUCGCGAAUAGGGUUUUAGUUAUUCUGGCUGAUACGCACAAGAGUGAAACAAGGAGAGAAGCAAAUAUAAGGUUAUUGCAAUGGCUUUUCUUAGUAAAGUUGGGAGUGUACUGAGGCAGACAGCCACCACACAUGUCAAUAAUGAACUUUCUGCAUCCAGGCCAUCCCUCUAUCAAGCAAUACGAUGGAUGUCGUCUUCAAAACUUUUUGUUGGAGGUGUUUCUUAUGCCACAGAUGAUACUUCUCUAAGAGAAGCUUUUAGUAAAUAUGGGGAGGUCGUUGAAGCAAGAAUUAUUCUGGAUCGAGAAACUGGUAGAUCUAGAGGAUUUGGUUUUGUUACUUACACAUCCAGUGAGGAGGCUUCUAGUGCCAUCCAGGCCUUGGAUGGACAGGAUCUUCAUGGUCGCCGUGUAAGAGUGAAUUAUGCAACUGAUAGAGCUCGUGGUAGCUUUGGUGGUGGUUAUGGUGGUGGAGGUUAUGGUGCCAGUGGUGGCGGCUAUGGUGCAGGUGGCGGCGGCUAUGGUGCAGGUGGUGGCUAUGGUGCAGGUGGUGGCUAUGGUGCUUCUGGUGGAGGCUAUAACAAUAAUUAUGGAGCUGGUAGCCCUAGUGGUAGCAGCAGCUAUGCAGGUGGAAAUGCUCUUGACGCAGCUUUUGGUAGUGGUGGUGGUGAUGUUGCUGGAGGCAGUGAUAAUUUUGGUAGCAGCAAUACGGGUGGCGGGUUUGAUGGAAAUCCAGGAUUGGGAUUUGGUGGCGAUGAAAGUGGCACCUUGGAUGAUGGAGCUGGAGGAUAUGAUCAAGAUGAACCAUUGGAAGGAAAUUUCAAGGAUGAUGACGAUGAUGCUGGUGACUUUGCCAAAAGGGUGUGACGGCCAUCUUCGCUGUUGGAAGGCUGUUACAAACUUGCUUCCGCUCCAUAUUUUAAAUAGAUGGCAAUUUUGUUUGGUUUUAAUCAUACUUCUGACUGUUUAUGGACAAUUUGCAUUAUUUAUCAAUUUGGCGAUGUGAAGUAAAACUUUUAGGGCACUGUCAUUUGCAAGUAAAACAAAGUCUCUCACUAGGAAUAAUUAUAGUUGCAAAUACUAUUUUCCCUUGGUCUCUCUGACCUUGUCCAUUUGUCAGCUCAUUUGGCUCCCAAUGACAUGUAUAAAUUGAGUUUGGUGGACCA
Molecule: messenger RNA, 1251 nt
Organism: Manihot esculenta (cassava)
Lineage: Eukaryota; Viridiplantae; Streptophyta; Magnoliopsida; Malpighiales; Euphorbiaceae
Product: glycine-rich RNA-binding protein 3, mitochondrial
Exons: 5
Coding region: 167-952 (261 amino acids)
Molecular function (GO): RNA binding
Source: RefSeq, a predicted model, not a curated record